AUGGCUCCCCGCGUUCCCUCGUCCAAGCUGACGCUCUCGUGUCCCCUCUUCGCCGCCGACUUCGACCCGCGCAAUCCGGGCUUCCUCCUGGUUGCUGGCGGAGGCGGCGAAGGGCGCAGUGGGGUGGGUAAUAAAAUUGCCCUCCUCAACACCUCCAAACGCAACGAAAUCUCCGAAAUUGUCGACAUCGAAUUGUCGCGCGAUGAAGACUCGGUGACCUCGCUGGCCGUGGCGCAUGCAGCCGACGACUCUCUCGUCGCCCUGGCCGGCAUCAACAGCUCCGUCGCCGAACAGAAGCGCGGCAACAACCAGCACCUGCGAUCGUUUAAGAUCGACUAUCCUCCUCGGAAAUCGGCCCUGGCCGAGUCCCCGGAGAGAAAAAAAAAGAAAAAGAAGUCUCCCGCGCGGGAAAAGCCUACCGGGACGACGACGCCUCUCUCUCGCGAGUCCCUCUUCCGAACUACCAAGUCUGGCAGCACCGGCGACACCUACCAGCGGAUAACACGGCUGUCUCCGUGGAAGGGGAGCGAGUCGCCCCGGGUCGCGGCGAUCGCGACGGGCCUCGCGCCGUCGGGCGAGAUCGUCUUCUUCGACGCCUCGUCUUCGACCCCCGCCUCCGCGGACGUGAUCGGGCGCAUCCGUCUGGACAACGACGAGGAGGCUGAGGACGUGGAUAUCAUCGAGUCGGAGGACCAACCGGGCCGGUUCCAGGUCGCCUACACUAACGGGCGCGACGUGUCCCUCUGCCGCAUCUCCUCCACCACCCGGUCGAACGCCGCUCCCGAUGUGCAGACCGUGUACACGAUCCCUCGCCCCGAAGGAGCCGCCGCCCGCAGCAGGCCCAAGUUCCGCGCUCUGCGCUUCCUGUCGCCGACUGCGCUGCUGCUGCUCCAGAACUCCCCCGACCGCACCGGCUGCGAGCUCAUCCUGCUCGACCUGGGACCAGCCGCGACCCCGAACAAUAAGGACCCCAAGUCCCCCACCGCGGCAGCCACCAUCGUCCGACGCAAGAAGCUCCGCAGCACGAUGAAGAUCGGCCUAGGCAUGGACGUCUGCACCCUCGGCAAAGACCUCGACAACCGGCAGCAGACGAUCGUCGCCGUAACAGGCAGCGACCAGUCAAUUGAAGUCAUCACGCUCGAGUCAGACCCUCGCAGCUGGCGCCGAACCAGCGGGUUCGACAAGUUCCGCGUCUACACCACCCUCCGCGACGUGCACCCCUUCUCCGUGACAAAAACCUGCUUCUCGCACUUCACGCCGCCCGCCCACCCCGUCACCCCCGAGACGCCCCCCCAGUCCGUCAAGCUGGCCUCCGUCAGCAUGGGCAACACCGUCGUCGUGCACACCUUCCCGCUGGCCCCCGUCCCAGCAUCCAGCCGCACCCCGCGCUACGUGCUCUCCAUCCCCGGCGAGUCCAGCGUCUGGUCCAGCUUCGCAGGCGCCUCCACCGCCCUCCUCUCCAUCCUCAUCGUCUGCUUCCUCGUCCAGGCCUUUGGCGAGAUCCGUGGCGCCCUGCCUCCUCAUCUAGGCGUCGCGGACUAUCUCCCGCCGGAUAUUUACGACGCUGUCGUCAUCCCUUACAAGACUUAUUCGUCGACAUCGCUGCGACCCCGUUCAGAGGACUCAUCAUCUUCAUCAUCUCCUUCUUCUCCCCCACCAGCAAUCCCAACCCUAAACCUCAACUCCUCCUCUUCCUCCUCCCCCCUCCAAAACAUCAUCCUCCAAGCCCGCCAGCACCAACACCAACAAGACACAACCCAAGACCAAGGUCAAACCAAACCCCUCCUCUCCAUAACAUGCAACCCCGAAACCAACAACCUCCUCAUCGACCUCCUCUACCUCGUCCCCACCAGAAGCCCCCACGACCAAAUCAAGCACCUCUGGUCCGACCUCUCCGGCCAAGACCAAGCCGUCUGGAAAAAGCAACUGGUUGACGGGGGGCUUUUGUCGUCGUCGUCUUCUCCUUCAACAGAAGCAGAAAGUAAAGACAAUGAUGAGAAUGAGAACCUGGAUGCCUUGUUGCAGGGUGAUGUGCUCUUUGGGGAGGUCUGCGCGGCGGAGGCGCGGGUUUGA
Aspergillus candidus is the source of this 2073-nucleotide messenger RNA. RefSeq lists its product as uncharacterized. Gene Ontology annotation, molecular function: protein binding; GTPase activator activity; guanyl-nucleotide exchange factor activity. The transcript has 2 exons. The coding region runs from base 1 to 2073 and encodes 690 amino acids. Gene Ontology annotation, cellular component: endoplasmic reticulum membrane. Lineage: Eukaryota; Fungi; Ascomycota; Eurotiomycetes; Eurotiales; Aspergillaceae. Gene Ontology annotation, biological process: protein secretion. The record is from RefSeq and is a predicted model, not a curated record.